Molecule: messenger RNA, 327 nt
Organism: Batrachochytrium dendrobatidis JAM81
Lineage: Eukaryota; Fungi; Chytridiomycota; Chytridiomycetes; Rhizophydiales
Exons: 1
Coding region: 1-327 (108 amino acids)
Source: RefSeq, a predicted model, not a curated record
AUGUCAAGGGACCUUCACGGUUGGUUUGACGACUUAAGCACCGAGAUUCCGCUGUUCUAUUUGAAAAUCGUCUCCAUUUCUGAUUCGGUUAUUGUAGAAGACAGAUAUAAAGUCGUACUUGCGGUAGUAGCAUUGAAUCAAGAAUCGGCUGAUAUGAUAUUUUAUCGCUUGAUUGAAGGCUCGACACAAACAGAUAACCCACUCAUAAUGAAUACUUCAGUUCAUGUGACUAACCCUACUAUAUUCCGGAAAUGUCUGGAAUGGAAAGAGAAGGAAACCAUGAAGAAGUGGAAUGAUUAUUAUUCAAUGGAUUCUGCGGUCCCGUAA